AUGCCGCUUUAUUGUGAAAAUCAGUCUGCUAUUCGCCUUGCGGAAAAUCCAGUUUUUCAUGCUCGAACAAAGCAUGUGGAUGUGCAUUAUCAUUUUCUGAGAGAAAAAGUACUACAAGAAGAGCUAGAGAUGCACAAAGUAAAGAGCAAAGACCAGUGUCCAGUAUGGUCGAGUUCAUUCAUUCUAUGCUUCCUGGUAGAUUACUUGCAGGAGCGUGCUAAAGGCAGCUUAUUGUACGGUUUCAGGGGAGGUCCAGCUGGAAUCAUGAAGGGCAAGUAUGUGGAACUUACACCAGAAUAUAUUUACCCGUACAGAAACCAGGGUAGUUUUGAUAUGAUAUGUAGUGGAAGAGAUAAGAUUGAAACUCCAGAGCAGUUUCAACAAGCUGCAGAUACUGCCGCGAAGCUUGAUUUGGAUGGACUUCUUGUUAUUGGUGAGGAUGACUCGAACACAAAUGCCUGCCUCCUUGCUGAGAAUUUCAGGUAUAUAACUAAUUUUUUUCUUUCUAGAAAAAUCUUGCUUGGCAGAUGGAACUGUUGCCUGUAUUUGUCUUCAUAUGUCAUUCAUGUAAUCCAUGGAUCCAUCUAUUUUUUAGGUGCUUGUAUCAGUGUAUGGGACCCAUCCAAAUAGAAUUUAGGGAUUCUUUAUCUAACAGUUCGACAGGGUUACAG
This is a messenger RNA of Humulus lupulus (European hop), 671 nucleotides long. Its product is annotated as pyrophosphate--fructose 6-phosphate 1-phosphotransferase subunit beta 2-like. The record is from RefSeq and is a predicted model, not a curated record. Gene Ontology annotation, molecular function: 6-phosphofructokinase activity; diphosphate-fructose-6-phosphate 1-phosphotransferase activity. Lineage: Eukaryota; Viridiplantae; Streptophyta; Magnoliopsida; Rosales; Cannabaceae. Gene Ontology annotation, cellular component: cytosol. The coding region runs from base 1 to 630 and encodes 209 amino acids. The transcript is spliced from 4 exons. Gene Ontology annotation, biological process: response to glucose; glycolytic process; photosynthesis.